Messenger RNA from Boleophthalmus pectinirostris (great blue-spotted mudskipper), 6059 nucleotides. RefSeq names its product erythrocyte membrane protein band 4.1 like 5 (gene epb41l5). The record is from RefSeq and is a predicted model, not a curated record. Gene Ontology annotation, molecular function: cytoskeletal protein binding. Bases 175 to 2517 code for a protein of 780 amino acids. NCBI's taxonomy places the organism in Eukaryota, Metazoa, Chordata, Actinopteri, Gobiiformes, Gobiidae. The transcript has 26 exons. Gene Ontology annotation, cellular component: cytoskeleton.
UGUUCUUCGCUUGGACUUUUCUCCGGGACCUGCAGCAAAAAGCACCGUCCCGCUCCGGUCUGUGGCCAAAAACAGCCCCGAAAUCAGCGCUCACAGCCGGGGAGAGGAGUGCCAUGCCCGCCGCCCCGCUCUAGCAGCACCUCGGCCCCUUUUCGUGUGGUUGACGCGGACACCAUGCUGAGCUUCCUGCGGAGGACUCUAGGGCGGCGCUCUGUGCGUAAACAUGCCGAAAGGACGCGUCUGCGUGAGGCCCAGAGAGCGAGCACGCACAUCCCUGCGGCCGGCGAUGCCAAAUCUGUCAUCACCUGUCGAGUGUCGCUAUUGGACGGGAGCGACGUGAGCGUGGAUCUGCCGAAAAAGGCCAGAGGAGAGGAGCUGUUUGAGCAGAUCAUGUAUCACCUGGACAUCGUGGAGAAGGACUACUUUGGCCUGAGGUUCAUGGACGCCGCUCAGGUCCCGCACUGGCUCGACGUCACCAAAAGUAUAAAGAAACAGGUGAAAAUUGGUCCUCCGUACUGUCUCCACAUGAGAGUCAAAUUCUACUCAUCUGAACCCAACAACCUGCAUGAGGAGCUCACCAGGUAUCUGUUUGUGCUGCAGCUGAAGCAGGACAUCCUCUCUGGAAAACUGGAGUGUCCUUUUGAAACAGCUGUGGAGUUGGCAGCCUUUUCUCUACAGGCCGAGUUGGGCGACUGCGACCCCCUGGAGCACCCUCUGGACCUGGUGUCAGAGUUCAGGUUCACCCCAGACCAGACUGAAGAUCUGGAGCAGGCCAUCUACAACGCCUGGAAGAACUGCAGAGGUCAGACUCCCGCUCAGGCUGAGAUAAACUACCUGAAUAAGGCCAAGUGGCUGGAGAUGUACGGCGUGGACAUGCACAUGGUCAAGGCUCGAGACGGUAACGAGUACAGCCUGGGCCUCACUCCGACCGGAGUCCUGGUGUUUGAGGGACAGACCAAGAUCGGACUGUUCUUCUGGCCAAAGAUCACACGUCUGGAUUUUAAGAAGAGCAAACUCACUCUGGUGGUGGUGGAGGACGAUGACCAGGGUAAGGAGCAGGAGCACACGUUUGUCUUUCGCAUGGACCACCCUAAGGCCUGUAAGCACCUGUGGAAAUGUGCUGUUGAACAUCAUGCCUUCUUCAGACUCAGAGGGCCAGUCCAGAAGAACGCCGCACACUCUGGGUUCAUCCGGAUGGGAUCACGGUUUAGAUACAGUGGUAAAACAGAGUAUCAGACGACGAAGGCGAACAAAGCCCGAAGAUCAGCUUCAUUCGAGAGACGCCCGAGUCGCCGCUACUCCAGAAGGACCAUGCACAACAGAGGUCCUUUCACUCCACAAGAAGUGCUGUCGUCAGGGAACGGAGUGAGCUCGAGCAAAGAUCGGGUGUCAGCAAUAAGGGGGGCCUGGUCUGCUCCUGUGGUCCCUGUAGCGCCCCCAGGUGGUCCAGUGGAGAUCCAGCCUCUACCCCACAGCCCUGGGACAGACAAGAGAGGUUUGCCGGUGGUUCCUGACCUGAUGGAGACCUGCAUUGACGAUGUCCUCCGCGGCCUCCCCUCUCCUCCCGCCUGCGCUCCAUCUGCCCCUCCCCUCUCCUCUAUAGCCCCUCCUCUCUCCCCCAUAGCCCCUCCCUUCUCCCACAUAGCCCCUCCCCCAGACCUGGCAGAGGAGGGGGCUGCCGGUGUGUGCGUCGACGAUCCCCUCAGUCUGACCGAGGCUGCAGUUCGUCUUAAACAGUUGGAGUUGGAGAGUGUCGCUGUUCCACUGACGCCCAAAAAUGUCAACGUGAAUGUGGCCAUGAACAACCAGGAGCUGGUGAAGCUGACGGAGAAGGCGGUCCUCUCCAGCUCUGGCCCCGCCCCUCUCCCCACCCCCCUCAGGACCCCUGACAUCCUCAAGAGCAACAUCCUGAAAGCUCAGGCUGAAGCUGCAGCCUGCAAGGUCUCUCCAGAGGAGCUCAGUGUGUCAGACAAGAACUGUAACCUGCAGGACCCCACGGCCAGGCUGAAGGUGCAGAGUGGCCGUGUGGGCAGUAACAGCUCUCUGUCUGUGAGAACAGAGCUUCAGGAUCUGCUCAAGACUCCCUCUGCAGCCGUCAGCGUGGAGCGUCUGAGCGAGGACGUCUCCCUCUCCUGUGUAACCCCAGAGCUCCCCACAGAAACACUGCCCCCUCAGGUGUGUCCAGAGGAGGUGGAGCUAAGUGUGAGCGCUCCUCUGUCUGAAAACCUCAUUGACUUCAGCGAUAUCGCUCCAGUGCUCCCUCCGGUGCAGCCCAAACCUCCCAUCACCCCGAGGUGGAUCAUCCCCUCCAGCGCAGUACGUCCAGAAGCAGCUAAAUGUCCCCCGGGGAUCUUCAGUAACGGCGUCCUGGAUCCAGAGACUAAGAACUCAUCUGUGUGUACAGAAGCAGCGCCCCCUGUCCCUCGCUCUAACAACAACAACAACAGCAGCUCAGUCCAGGCUCCUCCUGCAGAAGAUGGCUCCAAAUCCAGAGGACUCCUCACCACUGAGCUCUGAACAUCACCAACUUGUUACACAUCUGCAGACCAUAUAUGGACCAGCACACUCUAUCCAGUCUCCUGUAAAUCUAUGGACCAUCUCACUCAAACCACACUCCAGUCUCAUCUUACGUCUACAGAGAAUCACCAACCUCUAAACAUCAGACUUCCAGCAUGUUCCACAUCUACAGACUGUAACUCCAGUCUAAAGUCCUCUUCACACAUGCAGCCUGACCCGGGAAUUUACCUGCAUUUUGCCAGAACACGGUGUGUGAGAAUGAAGCCAGACGUGAUUUUCUUGUAGUUUGGAUCUGGCUAUUUUCCAGCUUAAUUACAAGGAAUUUGCAGGUCACGGUUGUGUGUGAAUACAACCAGAAAAUUGUCCACCACUUGGAAAAUACCAGUGAUGUGAGAGAGCACAGAGAGCCACAUGCAAGUCUUCUCUCUGUGUGGGGCUUAAACCUGCUUUUGACCCGGUUGAGACCUGGUUUAGACCUAAAUGCCAGGUUAAGUGUGAACUGGGCAGAUUCAGGUAUAUUCUGGAACUUGUGCAUGUGUGAAUGGGGGGUCACUGCAUUUUGUACCCAGCAAUUUUCUGAGUUCUAUGUGUGAACAGGCUCAUGUUCAGUCUGCAGAGCCUGGUCCUAAACACUGUGAUAAAUCUGGACUAAAAUAUCUGGACUGGAGCAUCUCACCCUCUGCAUCUUCACAAACAGAAGCUGGGUUUUAACUUUUGAACACAUUUUUGAAGAGAAUGAACUAAUAUUUUGAUUCACAAGAAGAUUUGAAGAGUCACAUUUAUAUGAAACACUGUUUUAUGAAGCACCGAGUUUUAGAUUUGUACACUGAUGGAUUAAAAAUGCAUAGAUGUGAUACUCUCUUAAACUGGAUCAAAAUGGGAGCAAAAUUGAGUUUCAGAUUACUUUUGAAGUGUUUAUUAACCCUUUUUUUUUUUUUUUUUUUUUUUUUUAAAUAUUUAAGCCUUAAAACAUAUAACAUGAUAGAAUACACAUUUUUGAACCAAAUCAUGUUUUAAUGGCACUGGAAGCAUUGGUUUUAGUUGGACACAAUAUAUUUCCAUUUGUUUUCAUUUUUUUGUUCUAUUUUUGAUUGUAAUAAGAAUGGCACCAUUUGUUAUUUUGCAUUCCAGUCGUCCAUGCUUCCUUCAGUGGUCUGUGCCACAGCUGCACUGGGGCAAACUCACAAAGAGUGUGGCUGCCGUUCUGCACCAUCUGCCCCCUCAUAAUGCUGGAACAUUUGCCUGUUGGACAAUGUUUUGAAAGGAUACAUUUUUGGACAUCUGAAGAAUCUUUUUUAAGAGCAGACCGAGGUAGAACUGUGAACUUUGACCUGGAUUGUGAACAAACUAUAGACACUGGACCGGGAAUGGACUUGUAUUGGUUUGCUGAUAUAUCAGGCCAGUAUUUGCUCUUUAGUGUAUCAGCUAUCGGCCUGAAAUCUCCAGCACAAGCCAGUAUUUUCUUUUGGAUUCUAAACAAUUGCUAAUGGUGGCUCUCUACUGUGAUCUUUAAGACAUUUCUUUCACUGGACCUGGACACUGGACUGGACUGUUCAUGAAUGGGGUUUAAAUCUGGUUUAAUGGUACUAUAGGGGCACAUUUUACAUGGGAAGAACACACACUUGCUUCUGUUUUCUCCACAUUUCUGAAUCAUAUUUGAGCAUGUGGUUUGUCACUGUCUGGUCAGGGAGGACACAGGCACUAAACUGGCACUAAACCACAGUGUUAAGUGUUUCUCCAUCACUGUUAUGUGAAGAGACAGACUAUUGGGACAUUAAACAUUCCAAUCGAACAACUUCCAACUCUCUUUAAAGGUUCUGUAUUACGUAAAGUUGACUCCUGUGAGCUUUACCUCCUCAAAUACAGGCCUGGAGUUGUGUUUCGUUUCAUUCACACAUGUUUGAGUAACUCUUUAUUAUUAGUCUGUCUACAUCUUCAAAGCUUAAAAUGCUGUGUUCCACCUUAUGAUGUCAUGAUGUGGUACUUUAAAAUUUCUUGUUUGGUAGAAACUGGCAAAUACACUGCUGAAAUUAUCCAAAUGAUUCUAGUGAAGGUACAUGCAAACAACUUGGAUGAGGAAGAAAAUCAUGUAAUAUGGGCCCUUUUUAAAAUUACUUUUGGUACAAUUGAAUACUUGUAUUCUCCACAUGCUGCUGCUGUUGAACAAAAAGCUGAGAUACACAGGCUGGUAUAUUGUGUAUUACAUAGGGUGACCAGAUGUCCCUAUUUAACCGGGACAGUCCCAGUUUUGAGCCUGUGUCGCCUGUCCCAUCAGAUUUAUCCAAAAACCACUGACUUGUUCCAGUUUUAUACAAGAAAUGUCCCAGAUGUCCCUAUUUUUAACCAAUCUGAUCCCUGUCAACAGUAAAAAGAGGGAUAAAUUGUCAUUUGUUUAGGUAAAAUACAGAAAAAAGUGAAACACAAAGAAAAUGUGAUUAUACUGACUGUUAGUCAUGAAUGGGCCAAGUGCAAAACAGUUGUCCUGAAUUACACACUUGUUUCAGUUUUAUUAUUACCAACCACCACAAACCAGGGGUGUCGCAGUUUUUGAUUUUGAAAAUCUGGUCACCCUAGUAUUAUGUAUAGUGCUUAUGGCUGUGUUUGCUCUUUCUACAGAUUUUUCAGCACAGAGGGACUUUUCUUUUAACUGGGUUUAACAAAUGUUUGGAGCAAUUACACUGUAGUGUGUCUGUAUGUUUAUCCGUGAUACAAGCACAUGAUUUUAUGUCCCAGAAAUCCCAAUCAGCUUGAAGUAUUUGACUUGAUGUUUCUCCUUUCAGAGAGACACUGAAUCCCACUGUGCGUGUGUGUGUGUGUGUGUAAAUGUAUUAUCACUGGAACAGGUUUGUCUGCGUCAGACCUGAACUCAUGUUCACUGUAAACAUCUGCUUGUGUCUUAGUCUCAUCAGGCUCAGCUAUCAUCUCGAUCGUGUUUAUUAUAUUACCAGUGCUGUAACUUUAACCAAGCUCUUUUAUCCACUAAAGGAGAAAGUAGUGAUGCAACUGUGACAGACAGGAGUCUAACCCACAACCUCCUGACUGAGAGGAGACAGGAUAACCACUCUGCCACUUCACAAUUGCGUCCCUUAUGUCUCCUUAAAUCACAUGGUACACUUUUGUUCUCAAUGUUUUUUAGCUCGCAAAGUCAUUUUAUUUUUCAUUUGAACACCCAGCCUUUGUAGAUAUGAAGUAUAUACUAUAAAUAUAUAAAUGUAAUGAUCUUAUUCCAAAAUGUGAUGGUAGUUUUUCACUGUUUAAAAUGAAACACUAUUUUUGUCCAGCGUCCACAGUAAUGGCAUUUCAGUCUGUGUUUUUCAAGUAAAAGUCUUGUGCCCUGUUGGUCCAUUGCUGGUUUUAUUUUGAAAUCUCAAUACUGUGGAUGCAGAUUUUGUAUUAACUGUAGCGGAACAUUCCUCUUUUUUUUACCGUCUUCUGUCAUUUUUAUUUGUGUUGAUUUGAGGAGAAUCACAUUUUACUGUAGAACUCACAAAUAUAAUGAACAAAUGUUUUAUAAUAAAUGCAGUAGAUGGAUCAUAAAUGUG